Molecule: messenger RNA, 2726 nt
Organism: Conger conger (European conger)
Lineage: Eukaryota; Metazoa; Chordata; Actinopteri; Anguilliformes; Congridae
Gene: tmem154
Product: transmembrane protein 154
Exons: 8
Coding region: 53-628 (191 amino acids)
Source: RefSeq, a predicted model, not a curated record
AGGAAGCGCAGGAUGUGGUGAGAGUGAGUGGAGACCAGGGCACGAUGGCACGAUGCCUAUAUCUGAGAGAGGAAAAGGCCAGAGAAGUCACCAGGACAUGACCCUGCUGCUGCUCCUGGUUCUCGCAGCCAGCCUGGCUGGACGAGUGCUGAGUGAUGUCAUACCCACAGAAGAUUCUGCCUUCACCACUGUUAUGCAUUCUCCAGGAGAUGAAGACAGAACUAUAACAGAUGAGAAUGGCCUGUCAGGAGAAGGAGAAGAUUUUAAUGGGCUCAGGAACCCCAUAGUGUUUACAGGAGAACCUACAGGCAUCCCGCCGAAUGAUACUCGAAGCAAUUUGCUCAACCCCCUGGCGAUCAUCAUCCCACUCCUGCUGCUCCUCUUGCUGGUGGUGGCCAUAUCUGUGGCUGUGUUUAUCUGCAGCCGGAGGAGGGCGAAACAGCACAGCGGUGCUGGUGAUAUGAGAGAAGAUGAGAUCUUACAUGGGUCCGAUACAGAAAAAGUACCAAUGCCCAUGUUUGAGGACGAUGUGCCCUCCGUACUAGAGCUGGAGAUGGAGGAUCUGGAGAAAUGGAUGGUGAAAGACACUGGGAGAAUUUGUGUGGAUUCUGCAGGAGAUGAAGCCUAACAGGAAUACUCGACUGUUCUCCCUGCAGGGUCUGUCUGGGGCUUGACCGACACAUCCCUGGGGGUUAAGAGACCGAUCCCCAGUGCGUCACCAACCACAGACGCAACGGCAACGAUUCCUCAACAUUAAACCAACGCCUACGGACAGACAUUUCUGGAAGCAGUGCUGCAGCACAGCAUUAAUGACAGGAACAAACAAGCCUAUUGCUUUUUUGUGAUUAAUAAUUAAUACGAGCAACAGUAUAGUGCCUGGGGUGAUUUUAAUGCUUUUAUAUUAAUGCAUACAUGGAUGCAAGUAUGGACAAGCAAGCAGAAAAAAAACUGCUAAAGAAAAAUCAAUCCUGCAUAAUCAUGCAUUACUGCAUGUUUUCUGCAGCAAGGGCAAUGUAACACUCAGCUACAGGCUCCUACACAUUGUGUCUGUGGGGUAGGUGAUGGGGCAUUGGGGCUGUACUUGAACUCUUCACAAUGCCUCAGGUUGUUUGUUGUUUGUCUGUGGGUGUGUUUUUAUAUCCACAGGUAUUGAAACUCAGUUUUUGCUCUUCUUUCCUUUGCUGACACACAGUCUCAUUUUGUCAGGGUGUUGUGUGUUUUUAACGUCAUCUCACCUGACACGACAUUGCUGUUGCUUUGAGGUCUUUACAUUACAAAGCGGAGAAUUGAUGGCUGUGUAAAAUUUUGCUCUUCUUGGUUAGGAUACAAAUGAACAUGCCAUAGUAAUGCAGGAGUAAUGCCAACAAAGCCUUUCAUUUUCCCUCCUGCGUUAGGUUGCUGCCUGUGCAUUUUAAACAGUCUCUUUAUGGACAAUCCUCUGAUUUCAUGCGCUGUUGUUUACAUGCAUAAGCACAACAAGCCCGCUAAAGCAGCUUUAGCAUAAGCUUUUCCUCAGUGUUAUCUGUUUACAUUAGUGUGUGCAAAGUAGCUAAAUAAUGGAUUCACUAUGUCUCACCUGUCAGUACAUACUGGUGUAUCCCGUUAUCGGAUCCUGUUGGAUAGCACAGCACAACGAGAGCAUUUUCAACAAAUAACCGGUGUUUGUACAAUUAUGAACAAUAUGACUUGGGUCCUUUCAAUGUUCUUUGUUCUUAUUUUCAGAUUUUAUACCUGUAAAUAUAAAGAAUAUAUUUUGAAAUAUUCAUGCUUUUUUUUACUAUAGGUCAUUGUUUUGUAUAUGUUGGUUGAAUAUUGCAGUUGGUUGCUAUUAUUUUGGUUUGAGUAAAAGAGGUGGAAAAGUAUUUAAUUUUGCAAUGGGAUUUGUAAUUUUUUAAUGACAGUAUAUUGGCAGGGGGACAUGCUAUAUGUGCCUUUCAAUCUUGGGAAUGGAAGCCUGUCAUGCUCAAAAGAGAGUUUGUGUUUUGGCAAUAGCAAUUUGGAUUUAAAAAUGUAUGACCGGUGACAGAUGAAACGUUAUAAUGAACGUCCCAUAGUCACCGCAGGCCAAGCUACUUCUGGUCUGACCAAAACGCCAGGCGGAGCACGGUCACCUGCGAUUUGUUGAAGCUGAAGCUGGUCCGCCCCAGUGCGCACGAUGCAUCUGUAAACUGUCACUCCUCGGGUCGCUCCUGACGGCAAAAACCCUCCGUUCUGAGUUCCUCAUUUCCAGUGGGUGCUGUGUACAGAUGUGCAUCGCUGAGCCGUAAUGGAAUCCAUAUGAGGGGAGGCUGGGAACAAGGACAGAGACCCAGUAAAGCAAUGCAUAUAAAUAAGGAAUCUGUGGCACCGCAAAUGGGCUCCAUCUUUUUUUUUGGUUGCUCACCACUGGUCCUGGACCGAGAGAAUUAUUUUGAAAGAAGUGCUGAAGGGUUUUUUUCCCUCCCAAGUCUACUGUGAAUUUCUGCACUCUUCACUUAAGUGUGUGGAGAAAAGCUUUUAUUUCCCACCUGGCUUCAGAUCCUCAUGAUAUUGAAUGCAUUUCCAAAUGACUUUAUUAAAUGGCUUUUACUUUAUUUUACUUUUUUAUUGAAAAUAUGGUCACUGUCAGCAUUUCAUGUUCAGAUUGCUGAGGUUUCCUUUGGAUUGUAAAUAACUUAUUUCAGCUUGAGAUUUUGUUCUCAAUUUUGUUCAUUUCUGAAUAAAGUUGAGCUAUAUUUUAAAAUGUU